AUGGAAUUACGCGUCGGUCACAAAUAUCGACUUGGACGAAAAAUUGGUUCAGGCUCAUUUGGUGAUAUCUAUUUGGGUACCAAUAUCGCUUCGAACGAAGAAGUGGCAAUCAAAUUGGAAUGCAUUCGAACGAAACAUCCUCAACUACAUAUCGAGUCGAAAAUCUAUCGGAUGAUGCAAGGUGGUGUGGGGAUUCCUCUAAUAAAAUGGUGCGGUGCUGAAGGAGAUUAUAACGUUCUCGUAAUGGACCUACUUGGACCAUCACUUGAAGAUCUAUUCAAUUUCUGUUCGAGGAAAUUUUCGCUCAAAACUGUCCUUUUGCUGGCCGAUCAAAUGGUUAGUCGUAUUGAUUUCAUUCAUUCGAAGAAUUUCAUUCAUCGAGAUAUAAAACCUGACAACUUUUUAAUGGGCCUUGGUCGAAAGGGCAAUCUGGUGUACAUUAUUGAUUUUGGUCUGGCGAAAAAAUACCGAGAUGCACGCACACAUCAACAUAUACCUUAUCGAGAAAAUAAAAAUUUAACCGGAACAGCACGUUAUGCUUCAAUCAACACACAUCUCGGCAUUGAACAAAGCCGGCGAGAUGAUAUGGAAUCCCUUGGGUACGUGCUGAUGUACUUCAAUCGUGGUAGUCUUCCAUGGCAAGGUUUGAAAGCUGCAACAAAACGUCAGAAAUAUGAACGUAUAAGCGAAAAGAAAAUGUCAACACCAGUCGAAGAAUUAUGUAAAGGAUUCCCUGCUGAGUUUACAACUUAUCUUUCUUACUGUCGUUCGUUACGUUUUGAUGAUAAACCAGAUUAUUCUUAUCUACGACAACUAUUUCGUAAUUUAUUUCAUCGGCAAGGUUUCACAUACGAUUACAUAUUCGACUGGAAUAUGCUUAAAUUUAGCGGUCAACGCUUUGAUACGAACAGUGCUAAUGAAGGUUCAGCUAAUAAGAUCGAAACCAAUGGAUUCUCAGCACCAGCCCCAGGCGCUCAACCCAUCUACAAUAAUAACAAUCAAGAAAGUCUCGAUAUAAAUGGUCGGCCCACCUUCGGUCCAUCGUUAAGUAUAAAUGACGAUAACGGAUACGUGACUAACAAAAAACUCGAUAAUGAUGACAACGGGCAUAUGACUAAUAACAAGAGCGAUGACGAUGACGAUGAAGACGAUAAAAAAGUUUACCGCUCAUCAUCCUACAUUCAUGAUGGAAGAAAACUCUACAAAUCGUCGUCCAAUAUCAACGAUGUGAACAAACUUUACAAAUCGCCAUCGAAUCUUCACGAUCGACGCAAACUGCAUAAAUCGUCAUCGAAUAUUAAUGAUCAUAGUAAAAACUCCAGUUUAGCCUACGAACAGUACAUGAAAACACCAUCCAGUUCCAACGUCUUUAGCCGUCUUAUGCAUAGCGUAUAUCGACGAACUCCUAAAGAUACACAUCAAGUCCAACCGUCACAUUCUGCCUCCAAUAAUUCAAAACAACAUUUGCCACCCAAUGGUACAGAUCGAUCAUCAUCAGCACGCGCCACGAAAAAAUAA
Adineta ricciae is the source of this 1518-nucleotide messenger RNA. NCBI's taxonomy places the organism in Eukaryota, Metazoa, Rotifera, Eurotatoria, Adinetida, Adinetidae. The record is from the annotation of a GenBank genome assembly.